AUGCCACCGUCGGCGGCGUCGUCGAGCCGUAAUGCGGAAGCUAGCGCCGAUGAGCCAGCAAAUGUGGCAUCGACAUCUGCUCCUAGGAACUCGAGAGCUCCAUCUGCUCGCCCAACAGUCCUGUGGACCAAGUCAUGGACCUCAGCGACCGUCUCACCCUCGACAACAUCCUCGAACGUCACAGUCGGAUCGAACACCAGCACUGCUGCUGACGCCUCCUCUUCAUGCUCCUUGCCGGUCUCGAAUAUCAGUUCCGACUCAACCAGAGCUUCGACACCAAUACCAGAUCUCUCCUUCAGCCCGUCUACACCACAAGCUGUGGCAAGUGAUGAGCUGUCAAGCGCUCCAACUCGUGCUGCCCAAGCAUCAGGACAGGCCUCAAGCUCAAAUGAUGGCGCUCCGGUGCAUAUACCCUCUCGGCAAGGCUCACAUGACAGCGAUCAGAGCAGCGAUGGUGCGUUCAACGACGCUGCUGAAGAUGAGCCAGAAGCGAUAGGCAUUACCACCAGCUCCAGCAUACAUGCGCUUGAUCUUUUGUAUCGGGUCAGCGACAAGGCAGCUGCAGAUCGAGCGUCUCAAGGUCAGAAUUUGCGGUCUCGUCUCUCGCAACUGUCUACCAGUCGAGCAUCGAACAAGAAUAGAAGUCGUAGCAACAGCAGAGAUCCGUCCACCAGCACGAGGGCAAUCUCGCCGCAGUUCGUUGACAGGCAAGACGGAGCUGCUGAUAGUGUCGCAGAAGAGAAGCCGGAAUCCAGCACAGGCAUCGAAGCUGGGCAGAUCGAGGAGGCCUCAGUAUCUACACCAGAAGAGCCGGAGCAGUACGCCGAUCGAAAGUACUACAUUCUCUCAUCAGCAGGCAAACCUAUCUACAUCUCACAUGCAUCUCUGUCGCGACGCAAAAGGAGGAGAGAUCAACGACGACGACGAGAGCAGGAAAGGUCAUCACCCCAAUCCGCCGACUCAGACUCCACCACCGCCAAUGCAGCGCCAAAGGAUACCGGCGAUGAGAGCGACGAAGAAGACGAAAGCAGCACCACUCAAGUCGGAGUCAUGCAGGCACUCAUAUCCAUCUUUGCCGAUGAAGAGUCUGAUAAACUUCGCUUCAUUCGACAAGGCGAUCUUCUCAUCACAUUUCUCCUUCGCGCACCGCUUUACCUCGUAUGCGUGUCCAACUGGAACGAAGAGCCAUCGACGCUGCGGCAGCACCUGGAGUAUCUGUACCUGCAGGUUAUCAGCUUGGUCUCUGCAAGUCAGCUAACUCGGUUAUUUUCGCGAAUGCCGAACUUUGAUCUUAGGAGGCUUCUCGAGGGGACGGAAGGAAUCUUUGACUAUUUGGUGAAUCAGCUCAAUGCUAAUGAGACCGAUGACGAUGAUGGCGGAGACGGAAACGGUCAAGCUGUUGCCGAAGGAGAUGCGGUGGGAAGGAGCAAGGUGAAGCGACUGAUCACAGAUUGGGCCUCAUGUCAUCAGUGGUGGUUGCAAGCCCUGCAGCCUAUCCGUAUCACAGUGCCGAGUCUGCGAGAUCAGCUCACUGCAGCGUUGCAGCCACCUGCAGCCGAGUCGAGCUCAUCUACACAGCCGCAACGGCCGAAGGAUCUUCUGUACGUGCUAUUGAUCGCAAAUGGGCGUAUUGUGACGCUGCUGAGGCCAAGAAAGCAUUCGGUACAUCCAAUCGAUCUGCUUCUGCUCACAAAUACGGUGGUGGGCAGUCGAUCGAUCAAGCGCUCUGGAGGGUCGGAAGAUGCAGAGAUCUGGCUACCCUUCAGUAUGCCAAAGUUCGCACCGCAGGGUUUUGUACAUGCAUAUGUCAAGUUCCUGGAUUCAGAGAGCUGGAUCGCCCAACCAGCAUCGCAAGCAGGGACCCAUGACAGCAAGAUGACAUCGUCCGAGCUCGCAGUGAUCGUCGUCACAGCAGACAAAGACGCUUUCCCAACAGUCUCAAGCUGGAUCUCUUCACUUGUCGCCAAACCACCAAUAGAAGCAUCAGACCGAUCAGAGACGGCAUCGAUCAUCUCGAACACCAAAGCCAAGAAGACUUGCUUGACGUCCAAGACCCUCAAGUCUGAUCCAGCAGACGAGGGCGAAGCAUGGCUUACAAACUUCCAACGCCACAUUCUCACCCUCUGUCGCCAUCUCUCUGACCCAACCAACAUCGAAGAAGGGGCUCCACGAGUUUCCGCCUACACCUGUGCCGAGCUUGGUCUCGCAGGCCUGCGCCACUUCGUAUAUCGAAGCAACAGCACAAUCCAACUGACCUCUCCCACCCUACCUGAACCAUACAGCACAUCCGCAACCGACCGCAAACGGCUAUUCACACUCUACUCUCUGGUCCAUCACAACAUCCACCAUCCCGUCCCACCUUCCACAACUGCUGCCGUGGGGGCGGAAAACAUGGUUCCCUCUAAUCCGACCACUCCAGCCGCCGGUGCGGGAGCAGGGGUGCUGGAAGGAGGAAGCUCCCAACUAGCAUCCGCUUUCGGUUUCGGUGGGGCCGGAGGAAUGUGGAGCAGUCAAGCGGCCAGACCGUUAUUGAAUGCGGAUAGGAGGUUGAAGAUGCAACUGGUAAAGACAGAGCAUGAGCAGGUGCUGGGUUGGAUCACGUCGCCAUUCGAACUGUAUUUGUGUGUUAAUCCGCAGGUGUCAAAGUUGGCGAUUGUGGCCAUCGCCAAUGGGUUGACAAAGUGGAUCAAAACGAACGAGAGGGAUUUGUUCUUGAUCAAUGCUGGGAGCUUCUAA
Molecule: messenger RNA, 2736 nt
Organism: Ustilago hordei
Lineage: Eukaryota; Fungi; Basidiomycota; Ustilaginomycetes; Ustilaginales; Ustilaginaceae
Exons: 1
Coding region: 1-2736 (911 amino acids)
Biological process (GO): protein targeting to vacuole; vesicle-mediated transport
Cellular component (GO): Mon1-Ccz1 complex; fungal-type vacuole membrane
Source: RefSeq, a predicted model, not a curated record